Messenger RNA from Coffea eugenioides, 435 nucleotides. Its product is annotated as premnaspirodiene oxygenase-like. Gene Ontology annotation, molecular function: monooxygenase activity; oxidoreductase activity, acting on paired donors, with incorporation or reduction of molecular oxygen; heme binding. Lineage: Eukaryota; Viridiplantae; Streptophyta; Magnoliopsida; Gentianales; Rubiaceae. The coding region runs from base 1 to 435 and encodes 144 amino acids. The transcript has a single exon. The record is from RefSeq and is a predicted model, not a curated record.
AUGGAAACUACCUUUUAUAGGACACUUGCAUCAUUUGAUAGGAUUCCCACCCAUCAUGCUCUCCGAAAAUUAGCUCAAAAACAUGGAGCCCUAAUGCACCUUCAGCUAGGUGAAAUUUGUUCAGUUGUGGUCUCGUCACCACGGUUGGCAAAAGAGAUCAUGAAAACUCAUGAUCUUGCCUUUGCAAAUCGCACUCAAUUUCGAGCUGGAGAAAUCUUAGACUAUAAUUGUUUAGACAUGGUGCUCUGUGAAUAUGGUGGCUUUUGGAGACAAAUGCGUAAAUAUGCAUGCACCUUGGAACUUCUGAGCGCUAAAAAUGUCAGAUCAUUUGAAUCUAUUCGGCAAGAUGAGGCUUUGCGCCUAAUUCAUCGAUCAAGACUUUGGCGUCUUCAUACACGAGUUCUGUGGUUUGCAGAGCAGCAUUUGGGAAAGUAA